This is a messenger RNA of Bombina bombina (fire-bellied toad), 2166 nucleotides long. RefSeq names its product solute carrier family 7 member 7 (gene SLC7A7). Lineage: Eukaryota; Metazoa; Chordata; Amphibia; Anura; Bombinatoridae. Gene Ontology annotation, molecular function: L-amino acid transmembrane transporter activity; basic amino acid transmembrane transporter activity. Gene Ontology annotation, biological process: amino acid transmembrane transport. The transcript has 10 exons. The record is from RefSeq and is a predicted model, not a curated record. Bases 195 to 1715 code for a protein of 506 amino acids. Gene Ontology annotation, cellular component: membrane.
AGUGAUCUUGUCUUGUUUCGAAAUCCAGUGUUCCUGUACCUUGCACCCUCCCCUCCCCAGUCUCUGUUAUAUGUUCAGUCCUUCAGCUCUCCCCCCUCUCCAGCAUCAGGAUCGGCAGUUUGCUGCAGACUGUCCUGGGACCUGUUGACAUGUUGCACAGCUGCUGAUUCUGUGACUGACUCUACUACACCAUCAUGGGCAGCUCUACCAUAUACACUCCGGCCUCAGUGGAUGAGCCUGUUUCCAAUGGAACAGAAGGAACAUCAAGUGACUCCGGCUCUCAAGAGUCCAUGAAACUAAAGAAGGAGAUCUCACUGCUGAACGGAGUAUGCCUAAUUGUAGGAAACAUGAUAGGCUCUGGGAUCUUUGUGUCCCCUAAAGGAGUCCUUAUGUACAGUGCCUCCUAUGGCCUUUCACUGGUAAUCUGGGCAGUUGGUGGUAUCUUCUCCAUCUUUGGUGCAUUAUGCUAUGCUGAACUGGGCACUACCAUCACUAAGUCUGGGGCUAGCUAUGCCUAUAUCCUAGAGGCCUUUGGGGGGUUUGUGGCAUUCAUCAGACUCUGGACAUCACUUCUCAUCAUUGAACCCACCAGCCAAGCUGUCAUUGCCAUCACCUUUGCCAACUACAUGUUGCAGCCGAUCUUUCCAACCUGCGAAUCACCCUAUGCUGCAAAUAGGCUUAUAGCGGCUGCCUGCAUUGGUCUUCUUACAUUUGUGAACUGUGCCUAUGUGAAGUGGGGGACCCGUGUCCAAGAUUUGUUCACUUACGCUAAAGUGCUGGCUCUGAUUGCUGUCAUAAUAGCGGGAAUUGUAAAACUAUGUCAAGGUCAGACAGUGAACUUUGAAGACUCCUUUGCUGGCUCAUCUCAUGAUGUUGGUGAUAUCGCUCUGGCAUUGUACUCAGCCCUAUUCUCUUACUCUGGAUGGGACACCCUCAACUUUGUCACAGAGGAAAUAAAAAAUCCUGAGAGAAACCUGCCCUUGGCUAUUGGGAUCUCCAUGCCAAUUGUGACAGUGAUUUAUAUCCUCACCAAUGUGGCUUACUACACAGUAUUGGACUUUCGGGCUAUUCUAAGCAGUGAUGCUGUUGCUGUGACCUUCGCAGAUCAGAUUUUUGGGGUAUUUAAUUGGACGAUACCACUGGCUGUGGCCUUGUCAUGUUUUGGGGGAUUGAAUGCGUCAAUCCUUGCUGCAUCCAGGCUGUUCUUCGUUGGAUCUCGGGAGGGCCACCUUCCUGAUGCUCUCAGUAUGAUCCAUGUAGAGCGGUUUACUCCCAUUCCAGCGCUCCUCUUUAAUGGAGCAAUGGCUCUGGUAUAUCUGUGCGUUGAAGACAUAUUCCAGCUCAUUAACUAUUACAGCUUUAGUUACUGGCUUUUUGUAGGACUGUCUAUUGCUGGCCAGAUGUAUCUGCGCUGGAAAGAACCCGACAGACCGCGGCCCCUCAAGCUCAGUUUGGUGUUCCCAGUGGUAUUCUGUCUCUGCACCGUGUUCCUGGUAGCUGUACCGCUAUACAGCGACCUUAUAAACUCUCUUAUCGGGGUAGCCAUUGCAUUGUCUGGGGUCCCCGUCUAUUUCUUAAUCGUGCGUAUACCUGAGAAACGGAAACCACAGUGUCUGCGAACAUUAGCAGCUGCUGUGACGCGUUACACCCAAAUCCUCUGCUACUCUGUUGUGACUGAGAUGGAUGUACAGGAAGAGGUGUUAAAAUCUGAAUGACAGAAAUACAACACUACUGCGCCCGCAGAGACCUCAUGGGUUACAUAAUUUAUUGUUUAAACUGGAUGAGUGUUGUUAUCUCAUCAUCAUUUACCCCUUCACUGCAGGACAGUGUUCUGACUGGAAACAUUUUAGUCUUUUCUUUCUGGAAUGGAAGAGGUUAAUAAUCAGUCCCUAACUUGAGGCGGAAUAUUAAGCAAGCUGAUUGAUGCUGCUCUUUGUAAGUUAAAGUUCCCUCUUUCUCCUGAGCUCACACCUGCCCAAAGUGCCUUAUUGCUUCACAAUUCAGGAAGCCAGAGACUUCACAGACAGAUCAGCUGUGUAUUGCUCUUUAAAGUAACAAGACUGAGCAAACACCUGGUUGGUUGUGCACACAAAGUAAGAGAAGUACCAUUUUGGCAGAUUGUUGUUUGAAGCUUUGUGAUAAGAAAUAAACAUAAAAGAUAAACAA